Messenger RNA from Eucalyptus grandis, 4716 nucleotides. RefSeq lists its product as uncharacterized. The transcript is spliced from 2 exons. NCBI's taxonomy places the organism in Eukaryota, Viridiplantae, Streptophyta, Magnoliopsida, Myrtales, Myrtaceae. The record is from RefSeq and is a predicted model, not a curated record. Bases 486 to 3896 code for a protein of 1136 amino acids.
CUCUUUCUCUCCUGUUUUUUUUCCCAUCUCUUUUUCCUCUUUGCUUCCCCUCGUCCCCUCCUUGACUCCCACUCUCUCUCUCAGUUAUUACAGCGAGGGAACUCUAGACUUUGGGGGUCAACACCUAUGCUUUGUGAAGGGAAGGGAGAGAAGAAUCCCUUUCCAUUAUGCGGUCGUGAACGGAGAGCUCGAUGUCACGAAGGUACUGCUCUCCGCUUUGCCUGAGUCCGUCGAAGAGACAAACGCCCUAAGGUGACCGCGCUUCAGCUUGCGGUGAAGGACUACUGGUUUGACGUGGUCGUUGUGUUGGUGGAGCAUGGCACAAGAAGGAAUAGGUGAUCAAUCGGAAGGACAACUGAGGCAAUAUUGUCUCGUAUCUCGCUGCUGCUGCUGCUGAAAAAUUUCGAGGUGGUUGAUUUCAUGCUUCCUUGGCAUGUUAUCGAUUACGAGGUGGUAGAUGCGUGCGCCUCGAAUGAAGUGGCUUGAUGCCUCUAGAUGUCUCAAUUCUCUCACAAAGGGGAGCAGGAGAUAGAGAGAUGAGAGAAAUUCACGCACGGACUGGAGCCAUACACAGAAGAGGACGAUCAACCACGCCCUCUUCACCACUAGUCUCGGUGGACGACGAUGACUAUAUCCGAGGAGCUGACAGUCGUCGAUCAGAUGGGAAACGACCAACGAAUGCUCCUCAAUCAUCAAUGGGCGACUCACGCAAUGCCCUACUGGUCGUCGCUGCGCUCAUUGCUAGCACCACCUACCAAGCCGUGAUUCAACUUCCAAGCUUUAUUAAGGAAGUUGAUUCCACAAAAGGUUUCCACGCAUGUUAUGCAUCUGUGAUAGCCGGUCCUCUUGGCACGAACUUGGCGUACAUCAUCUUCAUGAGCGGCAACACAUUCGGAUUCUUGGUGUCAGUCCAGAUGAUCAUUUGCCUCACCAGAGAUCUCCCUGUCAGGCUGCCGCUAUUACUUUCCGUGACCACAAUGGUUCAAACUUACUACUGCUUCACGUUUUACCUGCCAUUCACAUUACAGGACAAAGCAUUUGGUCUAAAAAACGUGGAAUUGUUGAGCAUGCUGCCAGUAACGAUGUCAAUUCUUCUUCUAUUGGCACAGAGGCCGUUGGCACUAGCUUUAGAUAUUUGCUUGGAAAUGCUAUCUCGGUUUAACCUCCUAGGGGAUAUGUACAGUCUGAGGACCCAGUCUGUCAUUGUUAAGGAUAGAGAGAUUGGAGAAAUAAACGCACCAGAUGGAGCCGAACACAGGAGAACCAACUCGCACGCUUCAAGACUAGUCUCGGAGGAAGAUCAAUCAGAUGGGGAACCGGUUGCAAAUUCGAAACUUUUGAACAAAGAAAGAGAGUCGAUAGGAGACACACGCAACACCCUACUAAUUGUCGCCACGCUCAUCGCAAGUGCAACCUACCAAGCCGUGCUUCAGCCUCCAAGCUUUAGGACAAAAGUUGAUGAUCAUUCAACAAAAAGCUUCCUUGCACACUAUGCUUCUUGGGUGACUCGUCCUCUUGGUAGGGACUUUGUGUACAUUGGCUUCAUAAGCUGCAACACCUUUGGAAUUUUGCUAUCGAUCCAGAUGAUCAUUUGUCUCACCAGAGAUCUCCCUGUCAGGCUGCCGCUGUUACUCUCCGUGACAGCACUGGUUCAAACUUACUACUGCUUCACGUAUUACCUGCCAUUCACAUUACUCGAUAAAGCGUUUGGUCUGAUAAACGUGGAACUGUUGACCGUGCUGCCAAUAACGACAUCAAUUCUCCUUCUACUGGCACAGAGGCCGUUGGCACUAGCUUUAAAUUUUUGGUUGGAAAAGCUUUCUUGCUUUAACCUCCUAGGGAACAUGUACAGUCUGGGGACCCAAUUAGUUGAUAAUAAAGAAGCUGGAGCUGAACAUCGAAGAGGGAGAUCAAAUUUGCAUGCUUCAAGACUACUCUCAGAGGAAGAUAAAUCAGAUGCCAAAUCAGCCACAAAUGCUCCUCAAUCAUUAUAUCAUUUCCCAUCGAAAAAUUUGAACAAAGAUAAAGAGUCAAUGUGGGACAUACGCAAUGCCUUGCUGGUUGUCGCCGCACUCAUCGCAAGCACCACCUACCAAGCCGUGCAUCAGCCUCCAAGCUUUACAACAAAGGUCGACAGUAGUUCCAUGAAAGGCUUCCUCGCAUCCUAUGAAUCUUGGAUGACUGGUCCUCUUGGCAGGGACUUAGCGUACAUUGCCUUCAUGAGUGGCAACACCUUCGGACUCUUGGUGUCAGUCCAAAUGAUCAUUUGCCUCACCAGAGAUCUCCCCAUUAGGCUGCCGCUGUUACUUUCCAUGAUUGCAAUGGUUCAAACUUACUAUUGCUUCACGUAUUUCUUGCCGUUCACAUUACUGGACAAAGGGCUUGGUCUGAAAAACGUGAAAUUGUUGAGCAUCCUUCCGGUAAUGAUAUCACUUCUUCUUCUACUAGCACAGAGGUGGUUGGCGCUAGCUUUAGAUUCUUGCUUGGAAAGGCUUUCUCAUUUUAACCUCCUUGGGGAUAUGUACAGUCUAUGGACCCUAUCCGUCAUUGUUAAUGGUAAAGAGAUCAGAGAAAUUAACGCACCAGCUGGAGCCAAACUCAGAAGAAGAAGAGCCAACUUGCUCGCUUCAAGACUAGUCUCGGAGGAAGAUCAAUUAGAUUGGGAAACAGCUGCAAAUUUGAAAAUUUUGAAUAAAGGAAAAGAGUCGAUAGGCGAUAUACGCAAUGCCCUGCUAGCUGUUGCGACACUCAUUGCGAGCGUGACCUACCAAGCCGUGCUUCAGCCUCCAAGCUUUGGGAUAAAAGUCGAAGAUAAUUCAACGAAAGGCUUCCUCGCAAAUUAUGCAUCUUGGGUGACUGGUCCUCUUGGUAGAGACAUUGCUUACUUUGGCUUCAUAACUGGCAAUACAUUUGGACUCUUGCUGUCGAUCCAGAUGAUCAUUUGCCUCACCAGAGAUCUCCCCAUCAGGCUGCCACUGUUACUCUCCAUGACCGCGCUGGUUCAAACUUACUAUUGCUUCACAUAUUAUCUGCCGUUCACGUUACUGGACAAAACGUUUGGUCUGAUAAACGUGGAAUUGUGGACCGUACUGCCGAUAAUGACGUCAAUUCUUCUUCUACUAGCACAGAGGCGGUUGGCACUAGCUUUAAAUUUUUGGUUGGAAAAGCUUUCUUGCUUUAACCUCCUGGGGGAUAUGUACAGUCUAGGGACCCAGCCGGUCAUUGUUACUGAUAAAGAAGUUGUAGCUGAACACGGAAGAGGAAGAUCAAACUCACUUGCUUCAAGACUACUCUUGGAGGAAGAUCAAUUAGAUGUGGAACCAGUCACAAAUGCUCCUCAGUCAUUAUCUUAUACCCCAUCGAAAAAUUUGAACAAAGAAAAAGAGACGAUGGGUGACAAACGCAAUGCCUUGCUGGUCGUCAUUGUGCUCAUCGCGAGCACGACCUACCAAGCUGUGCUUCAGCCUCCGAGGUUUACAACAAAAGUAGACAGUAGUUUUACGAAAGGCUUUCUCACAUACUAUGCAUCUUGGGUGACUUGUCUUCUUGGCAGGGACGUUGCGUACAUCGCCUUCAUGAGUGGCAACACAUUUGGACUCUUAUUGUCGAUUCAGAUGAUCAUUUGCCUCACCAGAGAUCUCACUGUUAGGCUGCCGCUGUUACUUUCCGUGACCGCAAUGGUUCUAACUUACUAUUGCUUCACGUGUUACCUGCUGUUCACAUUACUGGACAAAACGUUUGAUCUGAAAAAUGGGGAGUUGUGGAGCGUGCUACUGCUAGUGACGCCACUUCUUCUUCUAUUGAUACAGAGACGGUUGGCGCUAGCUUUAAAUUUUUGCUUGAAAAGGCUUUCUCAAUUUAACCUCUUGGGGGAUAUGUACCGUCUAAAGACCUAAUUCAUUGUUGUUAAUGAUGGUAUGUCUUUCCUUAAGGUUGCGCUAAGAAAUGCAAGCUUCAGAAAUAUCGAAUGGAGUUUAUUUCACAGAAUCAGAUAUUGAUUUACCGUCCUUAAUUCUCCGCAGUUGAUUGUGUAAUGUCCCUGAGUGAUUCGCUGUAUUGUAUUUUCCCAAGAAUAUGCGUCACCAGAUAUCAGAUCGAUGUCCUUGAUUCUCUGCAGUUGAUUGUGUAGUGUCCACAAGUAAUUUGCUGUGCAUAUUUUCCUAGUAGAUGUUUCCUGAGUUUAUAGCACGUUUGUGACUUCACGGACAGCAGUCCAGAUUCUGAGAUAAGGUUGCGCAAGUUUUCUUCCAAGUACUUAUUUGGUCUUUGCUUCUUCAGAUGAAUGGGCCAUCAAGAGAACAUGUUUUCUUCGAACACAUAGAACCACGAGUCAGGCUUAGAGGAGGGCCUGCACCAUACUGUUCACAUUCACCAUUAUUAGUCAUGUUCAGAGCAGAUAAGUCCACUCAAAUGGACCCACGAUUGAUCGCAGCAGCUCAGAGGCACAAUGUUGAUGAACUGAAUGACUUGAUCGCAAGCAAUGCACUCAUCUAGAGGAGACGGCUCUCCAAGGAGCCCAGCACACGCCAUAGCAUGUCGCCCGUGUCUUGGGCCAUUUGGAUUUCGUCCUGGAGCUCCUCAAGUUGAUGCCGAAGGUUGCAGAGAAGUAAGUAAUGAUCGCCGAGAGCAACGAUCGGUCCAUGUUGUUGUGAUAGGAUCUGCAGGAACCAUCUCCAUGAUUUCUUCGUAAAGGUCUUCAACCUCUGCAAAAUGUUG